Messenger RNA from Chaetomium strumarium, 972 nucleotides. RefSeq lists its product as uncharacterized. NCBI's taxonomy places the organism in Eukaryota, Fungi, Ascomycota, Sordariomycetes, Sordariales, Chaetomiaceae. The coding region runs from base 181 to 873 and encodes 230 amino acids. The record is from RefSeq and is a predicted model, not a curated record. The transcript has 3 exons.
AUGCCAAGCCCAGGUGGAGCUUCCUAAACCUCAUUCUCAUCCCCGACCCCGCGCUUGGACAUAUUCGCGUUCUAUCCGUCCUUCUUCUCAUCCCCCCAAUCAAGGCAUCCACUCACCCGGUCCCAAUCUAGAACCCAAUAAGAACCCAACCCUCUAAAAAAACCAAAGAAAAGACAAACGAUGCCCCUACCAGAUUUCACCUCCGCAACCAUCUUCCCCCCUUUCCCCUCACUCCCCCUGACCACUUCCUCUCCGUCGUCCUCUGCCCGCGAUGACGUCGACGACUAUUACCUCCUGGGACAAAUAACCGAGAACAUGACGCUCACCAAGCCAACCCUCAUCCUCACCGACCGCUCCUCAACCUCCUUCGCGCUUGUGUAUGACUCCCGGUCCGCCGCCGAGGAGGGCCCAGAGACGCCCUUCUUCGCGCAGCUGGGGUUCAAGAAGGGCUCGACGCUGGUCAUACCCAACGCCAAGCGCACUCCUCCUAAGGAAGACAGUGGUGGUGGUGGUGGUGGUGGGGGGGGCCAGGGAUUUGUGGCGGUGCAGAGGGAGCAGGAAGCCAGUGUGAGGGUUAUUCCCGCGGGGUUGGACAAAGUUGUACGAGUUGGGGCCUGGUUGAGGGAGCGGGAGAAGAGGGAUAAUGGGGAAGGGGAAGGGGGUGGUGGUGGUGGUGAGGGGGGUUGUUGUGAGAAUUGUAGGGAGACUCCAAAAAGGGGUGGAGGAAGGGAAGCAGGGCUGAUGAUGAGGAAGUGUACUGGCUGUGGGGAGGUUGCCUAUUGUAGUAAGGACUGCCAGGUCAAGGGCUGGAACGAGGGCGGACACAAGGCCGAUUGCAAGAUUAUCAAGGCCAUUCGUGCAAUAUGGCCAUGAGCCAACAAGCUGCGGCCGCCAUCAUCCGAAAGAACAUAGGGAUAUCCACGUCAUACCGUAACGCCGCGAGGUCCUUUAAAAGAAAAGCGCAGCCCAGCU